Molecule: messenger RNA, 3133 nt
Organism: Saccostrea cuccullata (small rock oyster)
Lineage: Eukaryota; Metazoa; Mollusca; Bivalvia; Ostreida; Ostreidae
Exons: 8
Coding region: 148-1776 (542 amino acids)
Biological process (GO): protein ubiquitination
Molecular function (GO): ubiquitin protein ligase activity
Source: RefSeq, a predicted model, not a curated record
CAUUCAUUUGAAAUUCCAUUUUCACCACAGAAAAUGAUGUCUUCAUCUUUCGCAAGAAGUUAAAUAAUAAUGAUAUUUAUUUUUUGAACACAUAAAAGGACUGAUUUACAGCUUUACCUGGGAAUGUUGAAAAGCCAUUAGUUCCCAAUGGCUACAGGAUAUGAUGAGAGGUAUGCCAGACAACUUCAUGACCAAACUCUGGAAUCUGAAAUAAUUCUAGGUAUAUCAGGUUUUCCAACAGAGAGUGUAAGAAAUGAUCCUGAUGCUUUUCUAGCUUGGCAGUUACAAAAUCAAGAAUAUGAAAAAGAAAAGAACAGGGAUAGAAUCCAUUUUGACCAGAUGAAUUCAGUUUCACCCACAAUUCAUAAGAAAAAUGAUAGAAGGAAGGACAAAAAUAGAAUUCAAAAUGGUAAUGGAAACCAGAAAAAUCACCCUGUGCUUAUUAUUGACAGUGAUAGUGAUACGGAAUGUGAUGCUCCGCUCGUAUAUCCAAAGGACACUCAACUCGUAUAUCCAACGGACACUCCACUCGUAUAUCCAAUGGACACAGAUGAAGUAAAGACAUACUCAGACAAAGGAGAGGAAUUUGGUGCUAACAUGGAGGAGACAAUCCCCAAACAGAGUUGUGAAAGUAUGAUGGACACUUCAUACCAGAGUACGACAGAUAGAGGGUCAUUGUUAGCUCAGCCUCAGAGUGAGGACAUAGAUAGCUCUGGACGUUCCACCUUCACCUUCUACAGCGAUGAUGUCGAGGAAGAUUCCCUCCCUGAAGUCUCUUCCUUUGAUGAAGAUGUUUCAUCACCAAAGAUAAGAACAUUGCAGCCUGGCUUUCCAUCACCUCAAGUAAAUUUUGAUGGAUUAUCAAAUCAUCAUCCAGUGAAUGGAUAUCGGAGUAAUCCGCAGCGGAUGAAGGGAUCAAGGCAUGGUAGAAAAUGGCCGAAGAAUAGUUAUAAGCAAAAUAAUCACAGUGACCAUUCUGAUAAUUAUAUUAACAAUGACACGAGACAUUACGAUGAACAUGUCACAGUUUCCAGUGACGAGGAAACAGCGCUAAAACAGAGACAGUUUGAUACCUUUAACCACAUACCUAAUCGAACAGAAAAAAAUUACAGAAGAGCACAGAAGAAAUCUAAUCAGGGACGGUCAGAGACACAAGAUGAUGAAAUUUAUGCUAGACGACUGGGGCAGGAACUAAACAGAACUCAAGUGGAGAGGGAUGGAGAGAUGGCCAGGAGGUUGCAAGAAGAGGAAGAUGAGAAAAAUAAUUUAUUAAGAGAAGAAAGAAAUUUCCUUGACAGGAGGAUGCAAAUGAGAAAUCAUCCAAAUCUUCAGAUGCAUGAUCCAUUUGAAAACAGAGUUAUCCGGCACAGAACUCCAUUUCAGUUACACAGAACGCCGGAAGGUCUUCUAUUGUUACAGUCAAUUCUUGGAAUGGAAGGCCAAAUCUUGCCACCUCAUCUCAUGCAAGGGAAUGUUGAUUUGAAUGACUAUGAGGCAUUGUGGGAACUAGCUGAGAGGAUUGGGGACGCAAAAGGAAGUGGAAUAACCGAGGAAGCUCUUCAGUCUCUCUCUACGACACAAUUUAAAUCUGAGACGGCGGACACAAAUGAUGUUAACGAGUGCCGGAUAUGUAUCUCGGACUUUGCUGAUGGGGACACUAUCACGUCCUUACCAUGCAAUCAUAGGUUUCAUAAACACUGCACAGAAACUUGGUUAAAGAGGAAAGCUGUUUGUCCUAUUUGCAGAAAAGACAUCCAACAGGAUGACAAGAAUUAAACUAGACAUUGUUAGUUUGUUACAAUAUAUAAAAACUUAUUUUUUAAAAAUCUUUAUAUUUUAAGAGUGACUGGGUAUUAUGUACAUUAUAGACAUGUACCGGUAAAUUCAUAUUUUAUAACUUAACCCUUAUAAGAAAAAAGGAAAGGAAAUAUUGAAGACUGAAGGUUGAAAUAUAUAAUUUUACAAAUUAAGAAGAUAAUUUUAAUAUUAAAUUUUCUUUGGUUGAAAGGAUGUUACAUUGUAUUAGUCCUUUUGUAAUCAUGGUAAUACAAUGUAUUGACGUGAAAGUGCAAAUAUCAAACAACUCACUGUCAAGUAAAAUGGCCAUGCAAUGUCAUAAUAUUAGAAACAUUUUAACUGUUAUGACAUCAUUACUUCAAACAACCAAAUUUGUUUAUACCUAUACAGCUUGGACUGUAAAAUUUCGAAGGACAGGCAUAUUGCUUUGCUUCUGUCUGUCAGUCGGUCUUUUGGUCCACCAUCAGUUUCUGUUCAUUUUCUCGCAGAGGUUGCACAUAUUGAAAUUUAAAUGUGGUAAACAGAUUUAUCAUGGGUAAAAGUAUCUAGGUCAAGAUCUGUUUCGAUUACGAUUGGGUCAUUUUGGACAGAGUUAUGCCCCUUAGACUAAAAAAAAUUCCAAUUAUUUGCCGUUUCCGUUCAUUUUUUUUGCAGAGGUUGCACACAUUUGAAAUGAAAUUUGGUAUACAGAUUUAUCCUACAAAUAUCUAGGGCAAUUUCUAGUUUGGGUACGAUUAAGCCAUUUUUGACAGAGUUAUGUCCCUUGGACGUAAAAAUUCCAAUUAUUUGAGGGAAGGGGGCAUAAGUGUUUUGCAAAACAUCUCUUGUUUCCAUCUGAAUUGUUAAUAUGCAUAAAUUUCAUGCUGUUGAGUGUGUAAUAUGGUCCUUUGUUCCUAAAUACUUGUCCUGAUUAGAUUAUAUUUAUUAGAUGUUAGACCCACUUGUUACAGAUUUAGUAUAGUGAGUUUGUGAAGAUAUCUACCUUCGAUUUAUAUCUAACAUCCCCUGUAAAACUAUAUGUAUCGAAGAUACUAGUAUCAAAUGACUCAGAUGCCAAAUUCCUAGAACACAAAUUGAUUAUGGACUGUCAAUUUAAAGUUUGUAUAAGUUAUUUCAACAUUGAACAUAAAGAAUAAUAAAUAUGAGCAAGUAGUUUUAUUUUGCAAGCAGGGCUUUUUAAAUUAUUUAUGGUAAUUUUCUUGCAUAUAAUGUGACAUUGUUGUUAAAGCAAAAAAAAUGUUUUCUCAUAUAUUGGAAAAAAUUUUAGUUUUAUUUUUUUUUUUAAUUGUGUAUAAUUGUGAUAUACAUCUGUACAAUAAACCUGACCCAAACUACA